AUGGAAACAAUGAACAAGAACAAUAUUAUAAAUACUAUUAAACAACAAGUAGUGAGUGGUGUAAGAUUUGAAGCAUCAGGUAGAUUAACAAGGCGUUUGACCGCUAUGAGAGCUGUAUUUAAGUAUAGAUAUGCAGGUAGCCUAAAAAACAUACGUUCCUCAUAUAAUAAUAUAUCAUCUACUAUGUUAAGAGGCUACGUUAAAGCUAAUUCCCAAUAUACCCUUAUUAAUUCUAAGACCAGAAAUGGAACUUUUGGCUUAAAGGGUUGA
This is a messenger RNA of Plenodomus lingam JN3, 270 nucleotides long. RefSeq lists its product as uncharacterized. The record is from RefSeq and is a predicted model, not a curated record. NCBI's taxonomy places the organism in Eukaryota, Fungi, Ascomycota, Dothideomycetes, Pleosporales, Leptosphaeriaceae.